AUGGAGCAUCCCGACAUUGUCAGCCAUGACUCAGAUGGCUCGGGAUCCUCGGAUGAGUUCCCCCCUCAAUACCCUUUGAGGGCCAAUUCAUCCUUCGGUGAGCCCUUUAUCGACGGGGCUCAGGUCCAGACUCCGGCCACGACCAUCACAUCCUCCCCUCCCUCACACGCCUCGAGCCUGGGCUCCUCAUGGUCCAGUACUCCAACUGCCCGGCCACGAGGGGCUAGUGUUGGAGCCUCUGCUGUCCUUGACAAAGCUGACAUGGCCGGUGAUCCGCGCCUUCAACGCCCGUCGGCUCCCGCAAGAACUCCCUCCAAUACGUAUGCCCCCCAACGCCGUCCACCGCAGUACAUCAGUCUCCAGAGCGACCGGCAACGAUCCUCCUCUACGAAAAGGGGUACUCGACGCGAUCCAAACGCGCAGUAUCGCGCCCAGGAAAAGGCUUACGUUCAGCGCAUUCGGGCCAAUCCGCAGGCCUGGUACCACCACUUUGACGACUCGCAAUCCGCCAACAUGAUGGUGGCAGAUGCAGAUCUUGAGGACCCCUCGCCCUCCUCGGAGGUGCCCUUUGAUGACGAUUCUUACGACCCCGAUACCCAAUUAUUUCUCCCCGAUGACAAUAUGCCGACGAUAGAAGAAUUGAAGCACCCAAAGAAUCAGGAACGGUUGGAGUGGCAUUCAAUGCUGGCUUCCGUGCUAAAGGGAGAUGUCGUUAGACAAGAGAAACAACGGUUGAUCGACUCGACGGAAUCAAAGCGCUCGGCUGCCCUAGGUCAUGCGCUCUGGAUAGGUGUACGAGCGAGAACUUGUGGACGAAGCAUUGCCCUGCAGCGGAAGCUCAUUGAGGAUUCCAGGGCACAGCUUGGCCCUUUGAUUGAAGAGAUCAUCAACUUCCAGAUCAAGGGUGAAACUGAAAUCGGCAAGCCGCCCAGAAAACAGGUGGAGGAUGUUGUAGCGAAGGUUGAGAAAUGCGAGGUUCUCUAUUCUACCUCCAAGGAAAUGGAAGCCGCGAAUCCUCGUACCGCCUCGGAGGAAUUCUAUUCUAGCCGUGCAGCCAUCUUUGCUUGGCAUAAUAUCACAGCUCUCAUCAACACUGAACUGGCCGUCUUGCAAAGCUGGGUCGGUAACGAUGCGCUGGAUUUCAGCCAGCCCAGAAAGAAACACGAAAACAGCGAGCUCUCCGAGGACUCCUCUUUCUUGGAUCGCAUCAUGAAGGAAGACGGUCUGAAGACGCUUCAAGGGGACCAUAGCAUGCUGAAUGGACUUGGUAGAGUCAUUCAGAAGGCAAAAGGCACGUUGAUUGAGAAUGCGCAGGCCUUUGCUGCCCGCCAUUUACCGCCAUACAUUGAAGAGCUCUUGACUCUGAUCAACUUCCCGUCGCGGCUGAUUCAAGAGAUUAUUCGCGUUCGACUGUCUUACGCGAAGAAUAUGAAGGACCCUGCCCAGCAAUCUCCCAUCUUGGUGGAUCAAAUGAUUUCACAGUUCCAGAUCUUGAUGCGGGUGGCUACGCAAAUCAAACAACGUUACCUGGAAAUCUCGCGGCCGGAACCCGGCUGGGAUCUUCCGCCCUGCGUUGACGAGAACUUUGAUUCUGUGGUUUUGGAUGCGAUGAAGUACUAUUUCCGGAUAUUGAACUGGAAGUUGAACGCGAACAAGAACACGUUCAAGGAAGCUGAAAUUCUUGAACAAGAGUGGGAGUUUUCUUAUGUUAUUGGCCGACAAAUUGAGAACGGCGAUAUUGAGGUGGCUGAACAAUUCAGUGCUUUGACUGCGAAGUCACUUCAGCGGCUCAUGAUCCACUUCGAGCGCGAGCUCGUACCGAGACAUAACGAGAGCGUUGCGGAUAUGGACAAGCGUUACAAGAGCAUAUUGGAUUCAACACGUAUUCGCCAGCGGAAAUUGUACCGAUUCUCAAAGUUCCUCUGUCAACUCUUCGAAAACGCUACCGAAUACAACCUGACGACCGACAUCGCUUACGAAUUCUUCGAGGCGCUACUCGUCUCCGAUCACUUCCUUGUCACAUCGCCCACCUCCGUUGGUCAGAAGGGAGUCUACCUGAUUGCACACCAUUCGCUGUGGAACCGACCCGCUGAUAUCCAAGCAAUCCUUGCCACCUCAUUCCGAGAAGAUGAGUCCACAAAGGACGGACCACAUAUUCCGUACGUGUUGGUCAUUCGCCCUGAAAAGCCAUUGGCAUGGGCUGGCAAAGAGAUGAAGAUUGAUUUCUUGGAGCAACCGACCGAUGUGCGUCUUGGAAAGCUGCGGCUUGUCGUCGAGGGCAUGCAGGAGCGACUGCAGAAUGCCCGGAUGGAGUUGGCCCAGCUCACGGGCAUCCAGCUCGAUAUGGCGAUCGAACAGCGCGCCAAUUUGGGCCGUGUGAACGUGGAGUUGAACAAGAUUAAGAAAAUCUCUUUCAAACUGUCCAUGGCUAUUAUGGAUAGCGUGGCAGUAAUCAAGGACCAACUGCGGGAGAAAACGUGGGAGAACAACGACUUGAUUCAGGCUUGCUAUGCAUUUGCAACUGAAUUUGGUAAGCGUUCAUCUAACUAUGUUGACUCCAACCGACGUGCUAUGAACAGUGCCCGUCUAGUCGAGCUGUCUCUAGACUGGGUUUCCUUCAUUUGUGAUGAGUGCGAUGCUGCGGAUCGGAAGACCUUCAAGUGGGCGGUGGCGGCUCUGGAGUUCGCAAUGGCCAUCACCUCCAGCCGACACCUGCUAUCCAUGGACGAGGAAGAGUUUGGCCGUCUGCGGUCGAAGGUGGCGGGCUGCAUGUCCCUGCUGAUCUCUCACUUUGAUAUCAUGGGUGCUCGUUCUUCUCUUGCUGCGCAGGCUGAGAAACAGCGCAUGGAGGAGCGCGCCGGCUAUCGCAAGGUCGGUGCCGGUCGCAUACUGAGCGAUGAUGAAGCUUCAAAGCUGAUCCGCGAACAAUGGCUUGCUCGAGUGGCGGAUAUCGAGGACCGCAGAGCUGACGCCAAACAGCAGGCACUCGGUAGGGUCCUCGAGAGCUCCAACGAGGCCGACCGCUCUCUGACGGUACUCUCAUCCUCUGCCACGAACGUCACUUUGCGUUGGCAGCAGGGCCAGUUCAUUGGUGGAGGUACUUUCGGCUCUGUCUACGUGGCUAUCAACCUGGACAGCAAUUACCUGAUGGCUGUCAAGGAGAUCCGUCUGCAGGAUCCCCAGCUCAUCCCCAAAAUUGCACAGCAAAUUCGCGAUGAAAUGGGUGUUCUGGAAGUUUUGGAUCAUCCCAAUAUCGUCUCUUAUCACGGUAUUGAAGUGCAUCGUGACAAGGUGUACAUCUUCAUGGAGUACUGCUCGGGCGGCUCACUUGCCAGCUUGUUGGAGCACGGCCGCAUCGAAGAUGAAACAGUCAUCAUGGUUUAUGCUCUUCAACUUCUCGAGGGUUUGGCCUAUCUCCACCAAGCAGGUAUUGUUCACCGCGACAUCAAACCUGAGAAUAUCCUGCUGGAUCACAACGGAAUUAUCAAAUACGUUGAUUUCGGUGCUGCAAAGAUCAUCGCCCGGUCGGGUCGUACAGUAGCCCCCAUGGACGGUCCCAACGGCGGCAUUCUCGGAAAGGAUGCUCAAAUAGCCACCCAGCGGGGUAAGAACCAGAAGACCACCACGGGUACUCCGAUGUACAUGUCUCCCGAGGUCAUUCGCGGUGACUCACCCGACCUGGUGAAUCGACAAGGCGCCGUUGAUAUCUGGUCCUUGGGAUGUGUUAUCCUGGAAAUGGCGACCGGUCGCCGUCCCUGGUCUACCCUUGACAAUGAAUGGGCGAUCAUGUACAACAUCGCACAGGGUAACCAGCCAGCUCUACCCACGCAAGACCAACUCAGCGACACAGGAAUCGACUUUGUGCGCCGCUGCUUCGAGUGCGACCCCUUGCGGCGACCUACUGCCGCCGAACUACUCCAACACGAAUGGAUCGUCUCAAUUCGUCAGCAAGUCGUCCUCGAACCUGCAACGCCCAGUAGCGAGAGCGGUAGCUACACCAGUUCAAGCUCUAUUAGUCGCCAGGGCUCGACCUAUGCCUGA
Molecule: messenger RNA, 4041 nt
Organism: Penicillium cataractarum
Lineage: Eukaryota; Fungi; Ascomycota; Eurotiomycetes; Eurotiales; Aspergillaceae
Gene: sskB
Exons: 2
Coding region: 1-4041 (1346 amino acids)
Biological process (GO): stress-activated MAPK cascade; protein phosphorylation
Cellular component (GO): cytoplasm
Molecular function (GO): MAP kinase kinase kinase activity; ATP binding
Source: RefSeq, a predicted model, not a curated record